Messenger RNA from Trichoderma harzianum CBS 226.95, 795 nucleotides. RefSeq lists its product as hypothetical. Gene Ontology annotation, molecular function: sterol binding. The transcript is spliced from 3 exons. NCBI's taxonomy places the organism in Eukaryota, Fungi, Ascomycota, Sordariomycetes, Hypocreales, Hypocreaceae. Gene Ontology annotation, biological process: intracellular sterol transport. The record is from RefSeq and is a predicted model, not a curated record. Bases 151 to 696 code for a protein of 181 amino acids.
CUCACCUCUACCUUUAUCAUCUAUUAUCUCAUCCAGUGUUGCCUUUCGCCUCCAUUCUCGAGUCGGUAUCUCCAUCUCUUCUUCGUCGCUCUUCAUCCUCUUCUCUAACCAUCAUAUCCUAAACUACAGAGUUAUCCAACGUCCGUAACGAUGCGUUUCUCUACCACCGUCGCCUAUCUGGCUGCCUGCCUCGCCGCUCCGGCCACGGCCCUCGCCAUCUGGGGCGAUUCGGCCUCCGCACUCGACGCUUCUCUCAAGGUCCCUGGAGAAAACCCCAUCGAGUACUGCAGCGCCGACCGUGACGACGACCUCAUUGAGAUCAAGAAAGUCGACUUGGCUCCUAACCCCCCCAAGCCUGGCAAGGCACUCCUCAUCACGGCCUCUGGUGAAGUCAAGAAGACCAUCACUCCGGGUGCAUACGUCAAGGUCACUGUCAAGUACGGCCUCAUUCAGCUUCUCUCCACAACUGCAGACCUGUGCGAGCAGCUUGACAAUGUCGACCUUUCCUGCCCCCUUGAGAACGGACAGAUGACCAUCACCAAGAGCGUCGAUCUCCCCUCUGCCAUUCCUCCGGGAACCUACAGCGUCCUUGCCGACGUCUACUCCGCCGAUGACGAGAAGAUCACCUGCUUGAAGGCGACCGUUAACUUCCCUCGACCAAGCCUGGGCUCCUUCGAGAACACUGAGGAAUUGUAAUUUCUGCUUUAUGCUACGAGAAUGAUUACGGGCAACUGGCAACGGUGGAGAUGAUUCGGAUUCUGUUUUUCUUUUUCUUUUGACUGCUGGGUGUUUUUU